UUGCGAGAUAAAAGAAAACAGAAACCUCAGAUAUCUCAAAAAGAGAGAGCGAGAGAGUGGCUCCCCCCCCCACACCCUUAAUCUUUGUAUUUCUUAUGUGUCUGAACUUGACUUCCGGGAUUGCUGAGAGACCUUCCCGUUGCCUGGCCAUGACAAGGUCCUAGGCCAUUCUCCUGGGGACCAUGGUGUUACCUUCGCGAUUACACUGGAUCCGAAACCGGCCAUGGAGAGACAGGAUCCGGAGGAGGCGGCUCCACCGACUGCCAACCAGACUGCCAGGAACCAUGCUGGUUGGGCCCCAGUCCUUCUCGCCCGGGGGGCCCAACGGGAUCAUUCGCAGCCAGUCCUUCGCGGGUUUUAGCGGACUGCAGGAGAGGCGAUCCAGGUGCAACUCCUUCAUUGAAAACGCCUCUGCUCUCAAGAAACCGCAGGCCAAGCUGAAGAAACUGCACAGUCUAGGACACAAGAGCACCAGCUCCCCCAAGGAGCCUCAGCCCAGGAGAGUGGAGGAGGUCUACGAGGCCCUGAAAAACGGACUCGAUGAGUAUCUGGAGUUCCACCAGGCGGAACUGGACAAGUUGACGGCUCAGUUAAAAGACAUGAAGAGGAACUCUCGCCUGGGUGUGCUGUAUGACCUGGACAAGCAAAUUAAAACGAUUGAAAGAUACAUGAGACGCCUGGAGUUUCACAUUAGUAAGGUAGAUGAACUCUAUGAAGCCUAUUGUAUCCAGCGACGCCUCCAAGACGGCGCCAGCAAAAUGAAGCAAGCCUUUGCCGCCUCCCCUGCCAGCAGAGCUGCCCGCGAGAGCCUGGCAGAGAUCAACCGGAGCCACAAGGAAUACACAGAGAACAUGUGCACCAUCGAAACGGAGCUGGAGAGUCUGCUGGGGGAGUUCUCCAUCAAGAUGAAAGGUCUGGCUGGCUUUGCCCGGCUUUGCCCUGGAGACCAGUAUGAGAUUUUCAUGAAGUAUGGCCGACAGAGGUGGAAACUAAAAGGCAAAAUAGAAGUUAACGGCAAACAGAGCUGGGAUGGAGAAGAGACCGUGUUCCUGCCCCUGGUAGUGGGGUUCAUUUCCAUCAAGGUCACAGAACUCAAAGGGCUGGCGACCCAUAUCCUGGUGGGCAGCGUGACCUGUGAGACCAAAGAGCUGUUUGCUGCCCGCCCUCAAGUUGUGGCUGUUGACAUCAAUGACCUUGGCACCAUCAAACUGAACCUGGAAAUCACUUGGUAUCCCUUUGACGUGGAAGACACAACUCCGUCCUCGGGUGCUGGGAACAAGGCGGCCGCUCUGCAGAGGAGGAUGUCCAUGUACAGCCAGGGCACCCCGGAAACACCCACCUUCAAAGAUCACUCCUUCUUCAGAUGCUUGCGGCUGUCUGUCUUGAGCACCUUGCGACACUCUUUCUUUGGCACGCUGCACCACACCCGCUCUGUCGGUGACCUGCCCUCCCUCAGCCUGAACCCCAAGGCCCUGCUCGAGUUCUAUUCCAAUCUCCCCGAUGACACCUUUGAGAGUGACAAAGUCGCCGAGGAGAAGAUGCCCUUGUCUCUCAGCUUUGGCGACCUGCGCACCUGUAGCUCGGCCACCUCUCCCCGCAGGGCAGCCGGGCCUGAGAUCACCGUCACCCCCGCCAUGGAGCGAGAGCCCGGCUACAGCCACAUGUCGCUGCAGCUGGAGGGCGCAGACGACAGCAGCUCCUCCACUUCGGCCACCUCUGGGAGCUCCCUGGGUGGAGACCACGAGCCAAGGUCUCGCCCGCAGGGGGACACCCCGCAGCCCAGCAAGCCCAGACCAGCCGCGGGAGCCAGCGCCGAGCGCCUGAUCCUUGGGACGGGCGCCGUGGCCGAGGCCCUCCUGCAAGAGUCGGACGAGGCCUCUGAGCUGAAACCCCUGGAACUGGACGCCUCCGAAGGCAACAUCACCAAGCAGUUGGUGAAGAGGCUCGCCUCGGCCGAGGGCCCGGUGGCUGCGGAGAGGCUCCUCUUCGAGGUCUCGGUGGCCGGCGAGUCCGAGGCUGGCCGCUCCUUCCUGGAUGGCAGCCUGGAGGACGCCUUCCACGGGCUCUUCCUCGCGCUGGAGCCGCACAAGGCCCAGUACAAAGAGUUCCAGGACCUGAACCGAGAGGUCACGCACUUGGAUGACGUGCUGAAAUGCAAGCCCCCGGGGAGCCGCAGCAGGUCCUCCAGUUUCAGUCUUACCGUUGAAAGUGCUUUAGAGAGCUUCGAUUUCCUGAACACCUCCGACUUUGACGAGGAGGAAGAGGACGCGGACGAGGUUUGUCACGUCGGAGGAGGCGCUGACUCCGUGUUUUCAGACACUGAAACCGAGAAAAACAGUUACAGGUCAGUUCACCCAGAAGCCAGGGGGCACCUGAGCGAAGCGCUGACAGAAGACACGGGCGUGGGGACCAGCGUGGCAGGAAGCCCUCUCCCGCUGACCACAGGAAACGAGAGUCUGGACGUCACCAUCGUGAGGCACUUACAGUACUGCACCCAGCUCGUGCAGCAAAUUGUAUUCUCCAGCAAAACCCCGUUUGUGGCAAGAAAUCUGCUGGAGAAGCUCUCGCGGCAGGUGCCUGUCAUGGAGAAGCUGGCGGCCAUCAGCGACGAGAACAUGGGCAACAUGGCGUCGGUGGUGGAAGCCAUCCCAGAAUUCCACAAAAAGCUGUCCUUGCUGUCCUUCUGGACCAAGUGCUGCGGCCCUGUCGGUGUCUACCACAGCUCGGCGGACCGAGUGAUCAAGCAGCUGGAGGCCAGCUAUGCCAAAGCCGUCAACCAAGAGUACCCUGGACUCGCAGACCCAGUGUUCCGAACCUUGGUGUCCCAGAUCCUGGACCGGGCUGAGCCUCUGCUUUCCUCCAGCCUCUCCUCUGAAGUCAUCACCGUUUUCCAGUAUCAUGGUUUCUUUACCAGCCAUGGCGUCAGCGACCUGGAGACUUACUUGAGCCAGCUGGCCAGGCAAGUCUCCACGGUCCGCACUCUGCAGUCGCUGAGAGACGACAAGUUGCUCCAGACCGUGAGUGACCUGGCCUCCAGCGCCCUGCCGGCCCAGCAGGAAGUCCUCAGAACCCUGGCCCUGCUCUUAACCAGGGGCGACAGCGAGGUCAGCGAGGCCGUGACGCUUUACUUAGCCGCAGCCUCCAAAGAUGAGCAUUUCAGGGAGAAGGCCCUGCUCUACUACUGUGAAGCGCUGACCAAGACCAGCCUGCAGCUGCAGAAGGCUGCGUGCCUGGCGCUGAGGAGCCUGGAGGCUACAGAGAGCAUUAAAAUGCUGGUGGCGCUGUGUCGGUCGGACACUGAAGAAAUCAGAAACGUGGCCUCGGAAACCCUCUUGUCUCUUGGAGAAGACGGGCGGCUGGCAUACGAACAGUUGGACAACUUUCCUCGGGACUGUGUUAAAGUUGGAGAUCGUCACGGAACAGAAGUUGCCACAGCCUUUUAAUUGCAAGUUAGCACUGCCUGGACACGAUCCUAAGAGCUGUCCUUCAUCAUCAAGAGGGUGCCGAGACGUAGCUGGACCGAGUCCUGCUGAGGGUGUCUGGAAGAAAGGACACAACACAGAAAGAAUUCAGCGUCCAGCUACACAGUAGCCAUCUGCUUUUUCUUCGGCCAAUAACACAGGGCUACGUGUAACUCAGUAGGUUACAUCUUGUGAUUGUGUCCGACAGUACUUAACAGUCCAUCUUAAUAUAUUUGGAAUCUGAAAACAGCCAUCUUUGUACUCUUGGGGAAAUUCUACAAACUUGAAAUGUUCAUGUAUUAUCUAGAAAAAUAUCAUAUGCCUUGCAGUUUUCCUGUGGUGUUCUCAGGGUUAGUGGUCCUUUAGCUAACUAAUUUUACUUUAAAUACAAAGCACAGGGCUGGAGAGAUGACGCAGUGGUUAAAGGCGCUUGCUUGCAAAGCCUGACAACCAAGGUUCAAUUCCCCAGCACCCAUGUAGAGUCAGACGCACAAAGUGGCGCAUGUGUCUGGAGUU
This is a messenger RNA of Jaculus jaculus (lesser Egyptian jerboa), 3977 nucleotides long. RefSeq names its product RHO family interacting cell polarization regulator 2 (gene Ripor2). The transcript has 23 exons. Lineage: Eukaryota; Metazoa; Chordata; Mammalia; Rodentia; Dipodidae. The record is from RefSeq and is a predicted model, not a curated record. Bases 183 to 3443 code for a protein of 1086 amino acids.